Molecule: messenger RNA, 992 nt
Organism: Indicator indicator
Lineage: Eukaryota; Metazoa; Chordata; Aves; Piciformes; Indicatoridae
Gene: CNEP1R1
Product: CTD nuclear envelope phosphatase 1 regulatory subunit 1
Exons: 7
Coding region: 1-417 (138 amino acids)
Cellular component (GO): Nem1-Spo7 phosphatase complex; cytoplasm
Source: RefSeq, a predicted model, not a curated record
AUGAACUCCCUGGACCAGGCUGAGGCUCCAGGUAGAACACUAUCUUUGAUGGGAAGUUGCCAAGAUCUCAAAGCUUUUGAAAGAAGACUUACUGAAUAUAUUGCAUGUUUGCAACCAGCUACAGGACGUUGGAGAAUGAUUCUGAUAGUAGUAUCAGUCUGCACAGCAACUGGUGCUUGGAACUGGUUGAUAGACCCGGAGACACAAAAGGUGUCAUUUUUCACAUCGCUUUGGAAUCACCCAUUUUUCACAAUUAGCUGUAUUACCCUCAUAGGCUUGUUCUUUGCUGGAAUACAUAAAAGAGUGGUGGCACCAUCAAUUAUAGCAGCCCGAUGUAGAACUGUUUUGGCAGAAUAUAAUAUGUCCUGUGAUGAUACUGGAAAAUUAAUUUUGAAACCUAGGCCUCAUGUUCAAUAAGGGUUGUCUCCCUUCAUUUUUUUCCACUGCCAUGGAAACCAAAAAUGACCUUUUUAAAGGUAGUACGACAGCAAAAAACUAACAGGACUGGUUGUCACUGCCUGGGAGUGAGUCUUACACAGUCGACAGUGAAAGUGUGCAAUAUUUCUUUCUCGAAUAUUUAUCCAAAUUCUUUGUUCAUAUUAUCAGUGCUUUUGCUACUUCUGAUUACCUCUUUUUUCAGUAUUAAUGUCACUUUUUUACUUCAGCUAGAACAGAACAUACAGGUGAAGUAUGUUAAUCAGCUAUGAAUUUGAACUUGAAAAUCAAACCUCAUUUGUGUCAUGUGUCUCUAAGUUCUUGUAAAUAGCAGAAUGAUGCCAGUGUUCAGGAAAAGAAGUAAGACUUGCUGUAUGGAUUUUCUUGUUCUCGUGAACAGUAUUGAAAGGAACACUUACCAUUCCCGUGAUGUUUUAUUGGCACAUUUACUCAUUACAGCUGUUCUUGUCUCCUGGUCACUCUUUAUGAACUGGUUCAAAGGCUUGCAAAAAGACUGUCUGUCUGUGCUGGAGAAAACUGGUCUUACCAUUUAUGAA